AUACUGAGUCGAUCAACGAUUUUUGUGAAUAGGACAAGCAAUCUUGGCAGACUGAACAAGAUAUCUUCAAACUAGCCUAUAUGGAUCAUCCGAACAUUCUGCAUUACAUUGGCGUCGAGAAGAGAGGAGACAAUCUCCAAGCUGAAUUCUGGUUGAUAACAGCAUAUCAUGACAAAGGGUCGCUAUGUGAUUACUUGAAGGCGCACACUCUGACGUGGAACGAGCUAUGUCGCGUGGCAGAAACUAUGUCGAGAGGUUUGAUGCAUCUUCACGAAGCUAUACCCGGAAGGCUGCCAGGAGAGCCAUCGAAACCCUCAGUGGCCCACAGAGAUUUUAAGAGCAAAAACGUGCUUUUGAAGAGUGACAUGACAGCUUGUAUUGCCGACUUUGGCCUGGCUAUCAUUUUCAAGCCUGGAGAGUCCUGUGGAGAUACGCAUGGUCAAGUAGGAACGAGACGAUACAUGGCCCCGGAAGUCCUAGAAGGCGCGAUAAAUUUCACCUCGGACGCAUUCCUGCGCAUCGACAUGUACGCUUGCGGUCUCGUCCUGUGGGAGCUCGCGUCUCGGUGCACGGCGCAGGACGGACCUGUUCCAGAGUACAGGCUGCCUUUCGAAGAGGAGGUGGGGCAGCAUCCCACCUUGGAGGACAUGCAGGAGGCUGUGGUGCAGAGAAAAGUGCGGCCGCACAUACAGAAGCAUUGGAGGCACCACGCGGGCUUAGCUUCAAUGUGCGACACGAUGGAAGAAUGCUGGGACCACGACGCUGAAGCGAGACUUUCAGCGUCUUGCGUCAUGGAAAGAGUCAUGUUGCAGUCCAAGUACCAACAAUCCGCUUUGGGCGGCUGGAGGAUAGAAAACGAAACGCCUAACGCGCCCCCCAAAGACUUCAGUAUCAGCAUGUAGAAUUAAGCAGACAGAAGCUAGGAGGGUAUUGUACCUGCAAUUGCAUAGAAAGGAGUACCUGUAAAACGAAGCAGCUCGUUGCCACACUAGAUUUUCAUGUUGAAAAAUAGUUUUAUAUUCCAAAUCAUGUCAAACAUUUGGUCAGCUGAAACGUGAUUGAUUCUAGAGCGUUUCACGUUAUUUGAUGGCAAUGAACGAAAAUGUAUUUUAUUUAGGCGACAUAAAUUUGGAAUUAAAACUAUAUCAGAUACACGUAAACAUUUUUCAUAAGUAAUGCCAAAAAGGUUCGAUUCGUGAACCUCACCAUUCCAUGUGCCAACAAUAGUUAAAUAGGGGGAAUCUCUCUGUUUUUAACCAGACUGACCAUAAUCGUUUUUAUGUGUGGUUACUAACCAAUAUAAGAAAUAAACUACGAAUGUGUAUCUUUGCUUUCAGAAGAAAAACAACAGACAGGAGUGCGAUCGUUAAAAGGCUGACACAGGUUGACUCUUGACUCAGCUCUUUGCUGAUUCAGAACGCGAAAGCCCAAAAGAAUUACAGUAGAUAAAUCUCGAAUUCUUCCUGAAUUCCUCCGGGCUUUGAGUAUUAAAGGAGGGGGCACAGACCUCACGGUGAAUCUAGCUCAAACUUCGGAAUUUAGCUCUUCGGAGCAUCCCGAUCAAAAGUUUUCAUGGGCUCUUAACAAUCCUACGACCUUGAAUGUUAUGGUCCGUUUCAUCAAUACACUAAUGCAAACUGUCAAAUAUGCAGGUUGUCAAACUGUGGUGUUUCUUAGAUAAAAAACCCAACAGGCAAUAACUAAUAAACCAUAAGUAAGUCAUUUCAAUCUUCCUCUUUUAAAAGGGCUUAUCCGAAUGUGUAAUAAAACGUACAAACUUGCAAUUAAAAAAAAUUAAGGUCGAGCAAAAUUGGAACACGCUGUAUAAUUGUGAGUAUUUGAGAAAUGUGUCCUUGGGUAUUAUUAUGUAUAAUAACCAUCUUGGUCUUUGACGAGUUUUUGUUUAGGAGAAAUACUCCGUUCUCGCAUGCUUGAGACCCUGUAUAUCAUGGAAACGCUUUAAGAGCCCAUGAGAACUUUAGAUCAAAGGUGUUCUGGAGAGGUUUUCCCCAAAGUUUGAGCAAGAUUUACCGUAAGGAGGACGCUGGAAUUGCCUGGCACGACGUGUUUGGUAUUUUUUUCUGAGGGCAUAGACGCGUGCUAUUAAACAAAUUUUCUGUGACGCGACGGACGUUUUUACCGUAUUUCGCGUCGCGUCUAACAUUUUGAGUAUUUCUUUUUGUACGGUGUUGUA
Messenger RNA from Acanthoscelides obtectus, 2194 nucleotides. The record is from the annotation of a GenBank genome assembly. Lineage: Eukaryota; Metazoa; Arthropoda; Insecta; Coleoptera; Chrysomelidae.